Molecule: messenger RNA, 684 nt
Organism: Daldinia childiae
Lineage: Eukaryota; Fungi; Ascomycota; Sordariomycetes; Xylariales; Hypoxylaceae
Product: putative endo-beta-1,4-glucanase D
Exons: 3
Coding region: 1-684 (227 amino acids)
Source: RefSeq, a predicted model, not a curated record
AUGCAGAAGUCAAUUCUCAUUGUGUCGUUGGCUGCGGCCGUCUCCGCCCAUCAAAAUCUCCACCAAUUUUGGGUCAACGGGGUUUCUCCUGGCUACGAGAUUGGAAUUCGCCGCGCUCCUAGUAACAGCCCAGUCACUGAUUUGAAAAGCAACGAUAUUGUAUGUAAUGUCGGAGGCGACAAGGUACCUUCAGGGGUAACGACCGUUCCAGCUCGGGGAGGAGACAGUAUCACUGUUGGUUGGGAUCCAUCAGGCCACCCUGGCCCCAUCACUCAUUUCUUGUACGGUCCGGUAGACGAUGCCGCUAAAGCCUCUGGAGUUGGAGCGGGCUGGUUUAAGAUUGACGAACGCGACUACGUAGAUGGACAUUGGGCGAAUGAAGUGGUACAGAACAAUGGCGGGAACUACACGUUCAAACUGCCUACGAGUUUGAAGAGUGGAGAUUACCUCCUUCGCUCAGAAAUGCUGGCUCUUCACGCCUCGCAGACGGUUGGUGGUGCUCAAUUCUACAUCGGCUGUAUGCAGUUGAAGAUUACAGGGAGCGGGGGCAAAUGUUCGCCUACAAUUUCAUUACCCGGGGCUUAUAAUGCCCAGGACAAGAAUAUUUACAUCCCAAAUGUGUAUAACGGCUUCGACCCGACGACAUACACUGCACCUGGCGGCCCUGUCGCGGCAUGUAAGUGA